Salmo salar (Atlantic salmon) is the source of this 7301-nucleotide messenger RNA. RefSeq names its product rp1 like 1a (gene rp1l1a). Gene Ontology annotation, biological process: axoneme assembly; retina development in camera-type eye; intracellular signal transduction. Gene Ontology annotation, cellular component: axoneme. NCBI's taxonomy places the organism in Eukaryota, Metazoa, Chordata, Actinopteri, Salmoniformes, Salmonidae. The record is from RefSeq and is a predicted model, not a curated record.
AACCCUACCCUAUCCCUAAACCUAACCCUAUCCCUAACACCAUUACCCUGCCAGAUCUCAGCUGAUUAAGGAGGCUUUGCUUUCUAUCCUCCCCCCUCCUCCCCUCCAGGUCUGAUUAGCUAGCGGCCAUCUUACAGGAGUGGGUUGGAACCUGUUGCAGGCGCUAACCACAGUGUGUGUGGGCUGACGGUAGACACGGCUCUCACACACAGACACUGGUCCAGGUAGACACGGCUAGCUCAAACACUCUCACACACAGACACUGGUCCAGGUAGACACGGCUAGCUCAAACACUCACACACACAGACACUGGUCCAGGUAGACACGGCUAGCUCAAACACUCACAGACACUGGUACAGUAUGGGAGCCAGAUGCAGAGCAGUUUGAAGGAAUUCACCUCAGACUGCUUCUAUCGGAUUGGAUCAUGUUUCCUGACUAUGUGUAUGUGAGAGGGCAGCAUGCAGUCGGCUCCAGCAGGUUUGUGGGACCCCCAUGGAUCCCAGUCUGAAGAUGGCUCCCCCCUCCCUCUCCCCCUGCAGCCACCCUCCGCCUCUCACCUCUCCCAUGUGAUCGCCGCGCCACCAGCUAAGCGAAUCACCUUCUACAAGAGAGGCGACGAUAAGUUUGCAGGUGUGAGGAUGGCGGUCCACAAACGCAGCUUCAAAUGCUUUGACGCACUACUGGACGACCUGUCGCAGAAGGUGCCCCUGCCAUUUGGGGUACGCACGGUCACCACCCCCAGAGGGAUCCACAGUAUUAAACAUCUAGAGCAGCUGGAGGAUGGGGGGUGUUACCUCUGCUCUGACAGACGGCAGGCUAAACCAAUCAACAUGGAGCUGGCUGGCAAACGGCCCGCCCUCUGGCACUACCCCAGCCGCCGAGUGCCACAGCGACCAGCAAAAGACCCUUGCCCUCCCACUGCUCCAAGCCACACCCCUACACGGCAGCGGCGCAUCCUAUUGGUCAGAAACAGCGACCCUGCGGUGAGGAGGAGUGUGGUUCUGAACCGCCGCUCGACCCGGAGCCUCCGAGUGUUUCUGGAAGACAUCUCAGAACUGAUGCAGUGUCACGUCAGGAAAUUAUACACACUGGAGGGACGCAAGAUUGACAGUGCACAGAGCCUGAUGACGUGUCCAGGUGUGUUGGUGUGUGUGGGUCGAGAGCCCUUCAGACCUCUGCUGCUGGAGUACGUAACCAAGAGCUCUGAGGAGAAACUUCCUGGACUGGGGACGCGGUCAACUGGAAACGGGGCCCGCUCCCCCGGUACUGGAGCCCGCUCACCUGGUAACGGAAAAGGGUCACGGUCUAGUGUCUGCAGCGAGGGACACGACAACAAGAAGAACGUGAACUUUGGUCUGGAGACUAAGAAGAGCAUCAUCCAUCCUCGUUUAGACUCUUCAAACCGCUCCACCCGUUUCUCUCUCUCCUCUGAGAAGUCCUACGCUAACGGCCUCAGCACUUGUCCCCACUCCCACAGCGGCAGGGAGGCGGUGCUGAACGAUGACAUAGAGAAACGUGUGCUGGUGAACAAAGAUGGCAGCCUGUCUGUGGAGAUGAGGGUGCGGUUCAAUCUCCACAACGAUGAGACGCUUCAGUGGUCCACGGAGAUUAAGAAGUCUCCCUCUGACUCUCUGACCAAUGACUGCUGUCCGCUCAGGGAAGCCCAGCCCUGCUACCUACAGCAGGGCCAAUCGGAAAGCUGCUCGGACCCUGACUACGCUUUUUGUGUUGCUGAAGAUGCCGACUACGCCCCCAAGCCUCCACAGCGCUCCCUGAAGGAGCCACAGCCCCGCUGUGCCUGCUGCUACCAGAGACCUGACCCGGAGUAUGACCUCUGGGAAAACCCCGCCCACAUCCAGACCUCUAAGCACUCCCAUUCCAGGGUUAGACACAUCCACUCUUCUAGCUCCUCCUCCUCCUGCCGCUCCAGCAGGGUGGUGAGGAGACGGGCGAUGCACAAGGAGGGUUCAGAGCCCGGAAGGGUUGUCCAGGAGUGCUGCGUCAGGGAGGAGGUACAGCGUCGGGUGGAGGUGGAGAGGGAUGGAGGGAUGGUAGAGGUGUGUACAGUCAGCCGCAGCUGCAGCCGCAGCGAGCUCAAUCUGAGUGCCACAGACAACCAGGUGGAGGAGCGUCCUCUAUCUAGCUCCUCCCACGUACUCCAGGCGCUUCAGGAAGAUGUGGAUGCCCUCCCGCCCAGCGCCUCACGCUGCUGCCAUAGCAACAAUCCCCCACAACCGCUCCCUUUGACUCCGCGACCUCCCAGCCACUUGUCCAAUUCCUCCAGGAGCAGGAAACACAGCCCUGCUCCUACCCCACAGCGAGAGGAGAGGGGAGAGGGGGGAGAGGAAGGGUGUGACAUGGGUGAGGAGAGGGCUAGCAGAGCCUCCUCCCGGCGCUCUUGUCACUCGUGUUCCUGCCGUGGUGGAGAAGUCACCCCUCAGGCCGACCAGGAGAGGGCGGACAGCCACGCCUCCCACAGAUCUAGAACCUUCAAUAGAAUCACAACCCCUGUGGCUUCAGAGGAGGGAGAUGAUGAAGAUGAUGAGGAGGAGAGGGCAGUCAGCGUAAUGUCCACUCACACCGGUCUCUCCGGGGGAUCGGGUGGGUCAGUGGGGUCUAUGGGGUCCACUGUGUGUCCUCACUGUAGCGGGUGUGACCAUAGGUCCAGCCCUGCAUCCUGCCCUUCACAGAGGUCACAGCGAUCUAAAUGUGAAGAGGAGAGGUCAGGGAGCGGACUCUCGGGUGGCUCAGAUGAGUCCGGUUUUUCUCAGAGGACCAACAGGUCCAACUGUACCCACUACUACCAAGAGGGCCGAGCAGCCAGCAGAAUGUCACAUCUGUCUCUGCCCGAGGAGGGAGAGGAUGCAGGGAAGGAGGGAGAGGUGGAGGUUGGCGAGAAGAGAGAAGCGGGGGAGAAAGAGGAGAGAGCAACCAGUGCCCUCUCAGCCAAAUCCUUCUCUUCAGUCAAGGGCAGGAACUCCAGAACCUCCCAUAAGUCUAAGGCUUCAGAAUCCCUUGCAGACAUGGAGGAAGAGAUGGAGGGAGAGGGAGAAGUGGAAGAGAGAAGAGAGCAGAGACCAGCAAGUGCCAUGUCAGCUAAAUGUAACCUCUCAGUAAAGUCCAACAGGUCCCAUAAGUCCUACGGCAGAAAAUCUGAACGGGCGCCUUCCCCCAACUUACCAGAGGCACCAGCUACUGACGAGGUGGGAGAGGAGAGACCAGCAAGUGCCAUGUCUACUAAAUCAAACCUCUCAGCCAAGUCUAGCAGGUCUCAUAAGUCCACCUGUAGCAAAACAGAUGGGUCCACAAAAGUUUCAGAGAGGGCAGCAUCUCCCAGAUCAGAACCAGAAGCUGCUGAGGAUACAGGAGCAGCAGAGACAGAGGACAGAGAAGCCAGUGUUAUGUCAGAUAAAACCAGUGUUUCAGCAAAGAGCAACAGAUGUCAUAAGUCUACCUUUAGUCAGAGUGUUAGGGCUGCUUCUGUGAGCUCUGACACACCUGAACUCCCUGAUAUUGAGACAACAGGUGAAGGUGAAGAGGAAGAAGAGGGUGAGAAAACAGAGGAGAGAGCAGAGAGCUCCAUGUCAGCUAAAUCUAACCUCUCAGCAAAGUCCAGCAGGUCCACCUACAGCAAAGCAGAACAGGCCCCUUCCCCCAACGCAGAGGCACCAGAAACUGAACCUGGUGUAGAUGAGGAGGGAGAGGAGAGAGCAGCGAGCGCCAGGUCAACUAAAACCAGUGAUUCAGCAAAGUCCAGCAGGUCCCAUAAGUCUACCCGUAAAGCUACCUCUCCAAAGCCAGCCGCUUGUGAAACGCCAGUCAACGAUCCAGCAGAGAACACAGAGGAACAGAGAGCAUCCAUGUCAGGUGAAAUCAGGGCUUCUGUCAGGUCUAGCAGGUCUCACAAGUCUACCUGUAGUAGGAGUGUUAGGGCUGAGACACCUGUUGCUAAAGACAUCCCUGCUAUUGAAACAACAGAAGGAGAUGAGAAUGGAUCUGCUGCUGCAGGAGACACAGAGGAGAGACAGGCGAGCACCAUGCCAGCUAAAAUGAACGCUUCAGUUAAGUCUAGCAGAUCUCAUAAGUCUACCAAACCUUCAGAGAGGGUUGUCUCUUCCAGCUUUAAAGGGGCUAACAUCCUGGCUAUUGAAACAACAGUGAAGUCUAGCAGAUCUCAUAAGUCCACCUGCAGCAAAGCAGAACGCACCUCUUCCCCCAACUCACCAGCUGAACGUGCCCCUUCUCCCAACUCACCAGAGGUACCAGCUUCUGCUGUAGAUGAGGAGGGAGAGAGAGCAGCGAGCACCAUGUCCGCUAAAACCAGUGCUUCAGCAAAGUCCAGCAGAUCCCACAAGUCUACCUGCACUAGGAAUGUCAGGGCUGAGACACCAGGGACUAAAAACAUCCCUGUUAUUACGACGACAGGGGGAGAGGAGGCGGUUGAUGAUACAAUUGUUGCUGGAGACACAAAGGAGAGACCAGUGAGCGCCAUCUCAGCUAAAACCAGUGCUUCAGUCAAGUCCAGCAGGCUUCAUAAAUCUACCUGCAGCAGGAGGGCUGAGACUCCAAGCUCUAAACCAGCCGAUGUCCCUGUUAUUGAAACAACAGGAGGAGACGAGGUCGGAGAGGAGAAAGAGAGAGCAGCCAGUGUCAUGUCAGCUAAAUCUAACACUUCAGCAAAGUCCAGCAGGUCUAACAGGUCCACCUCUAAUGGAAGUACUAGAGCGGUCUCUCCAGCGGCUCAAGAUAUUCCCGCUAUUGAGACGACAGGUGAAAAAGAGCAGGGAGACAAAGAGGAAGAGAAAUCUGAGAGACCAGCUAGUGCCAUGUCAGCUAAAUCCACCACCUCUGACAAGUCCACCAGGUCUCAUAAGUCCAGCAGUAGUAGGAGGGCUAAAACGCCAGCUGAUGUCCCUGUUGUUGAGACCACCGGAGGAGACGAGAAGGGAGAGGGGACAGAGAGACCAGCGAGUGCCAUGUCGACUAAAUCCAACGUUUCAGCAAAGUCCAGCAGGUCUCACAAGUCCACCUGUAAUAGUGGAAGUACUAGAGCGGUCUCUCCAGCACCUAAAACAGCAGACGUCCCUGCCAUUGAAACAACAGAGUUUGACCGUGAGGGAGAGAAAACAGAGGAGAGACCAGCUAGCGCCAUGUCGGCAAAAUCUCACAUCUCAGCUAAGUCCAGUACAUCUAAUAAGUCUAAUGGAAGUAACAGAAGUAUGUUUCCGCACCUGAAAAAAGAGAGAGGUGAGAGAGGUGUUAGACCUGUCCCCAGCACUACAGGAGAUGACCUUGAGACAGGCAGUGUGAAAUCUACCAUGAGCACAAAACUCAAAUGUAAAGCAGAUUCCUCCCCUACCAGACCCCUCUCCAGAACAUCACAGACCAGCGCUAAACCUACCAAUCAAACACUGCCUGCCACCACCGAGACAGCCAAUGAACAGUCUCAAAGUCAAGCCGCCUGCAAGGCUGCAGACAGAAUUGAUGACGUCAGAAAUGAUGUCACAGGGGAGAAAGCGUCCAGCGUGCGCUCUAAGAUCCCUGCUAAAGCAGCUGGAGACUCCAGGCCUGCGUCUGCUUCCUCCGCCCGCUCCACCAGGUCAAAGGUGAAAGUUGAGAAGGCCAGCGAUGCCCAGGAGGAGGAGAGUCCAAAUACAAGCGCCUCCGACUUCCUACAAGUGAAAGGGCAAGGUCACAGAGUCAAAGCUCAGAGUGACACAGGCAGCGUUCGCUCUGUGAAGACGGUGAUAGAAAGGAAUUCCAGACCAAAGUCACCGCGAGCGAGAGACCCUCCCUCCCUGUCCCCCAGUACCACCAUUCAAUUGGAGACGGCCAGCAUCAGUGACAGCCUCCUCUCCCAGUUCCUGUCAGCUGCUGACCUGCUCAAGGGGAACAUGGCCGCCUUGCGCCCCUCCAGCCCUACAGGGUCAAAGGUUAGCCUCACUGAGAGUGGGAAGAGUGGACAGAGCCAGAGGAGCAGGAAACCCAAACAGGAAGAGGCAGAGUUAGAUGAGCUGGAUCCCCUCUGUCUGCCUAACACCUUGCCCAACGACGUUGUCAGUGAUUGGCUGAGAGGCAUACCUGCCGACGGCGGCAUGGAUAACCCUGAAGACGAGAUGAACAAGGGAAUUGAGGAGACAGAAGAAGAAGGAGAAGAAGCAGUGGAGAAAGGAGGGGAAACAGAGGGACAGGGAGGAGAGGAGACUACGGAGAAACAAGAACCAGUUGAGACCACAGUGCUGGAGCAGGAGAACACGGCUGAAACAAGACAUCAGGAAGAGGAAGUGGAGCAGGAAAACACAGCUGAAACAGGACAACAGGAAGAGGAAUUGAAGCAGGAGAACACAACUGAAACAGGACAACAGGAAGAGGAAGAGGAACAGGAGAACACAGCUGAACCAGGACAAGAGGAAGAGGAACAGGAGAACACAGCUGAACCAGGACAACAGGAAGAGGAAGAGGAACAGGAGAACACAGCUGAACCAGGACAACAGGAAGAGGAAGAGGAACAGGAGAACACAGCUGAACCAGGACAACAGGAAGAGGAACAGGAGAACACAGCUGAACCAGGACAACAGGAAGUGGAAGAGGAAGUUAAGGAGGCUGCAGAGCACCUAGAGGAAGAGGAGGAGGAAGAGAGGGGAGAGGAGGAGGGAGCAGCAGUGGAGGAAGAGAAGGAAGAAAAAGAAGAGAGGGAGGAGGGAAGAGAAGAGGGGGGAGAGUGCUCCGAGUGCGCUGGCUUCUGCCCUGACCCAGACCCGCCCGCCAAUGACAUCACUUCCGCUUGUCCUCGCCACCUGUUCCUCAGUAAAGAAUCAGAGCUGCCUCGGAGCUGCCACUCAUCUGUGGCAGUAAUGAAGGUUCUACUGAGCCCUACACUGGGCCGAUGCAGCUCCCUACCCGAGAUAAGUCCUGUGUAUGGACGCAGACUGAGCUCCUCUGCUAAAGGUCUGCUGGACUGUCUGGCCCAGCUGCAGCUCAUCGACCCGCCCUCUCUUUCAGCUGCAGCUCCAAGCCCUGACAGGGACCAGCGAUACCAAGAGGUCAUGGAUAUACUAGAGUCACUGUGGCUGUCUAAGCCCAACCCCGGGAAGGGGAAAGAGGGAGAGGAAGAGGGGAAGGAGAGGUUGAAAGACUCUGGUGUGGACCUGAGCAUUGGCUCAGCUGGGUCGGGGGGUUCUGGGAAAGGCAAACCAGAUGAAACAGCGGGUGACAUCACUCCCAUAGCAGAGGGAGAGGAAGAGGGAGGGGAGGGGGAGGCAGGAGAGAUAGAGGAGGGGGAGGCAGGAGAGACAGAGAGA